Eurytemora carolleeae is the source of this 720-nucleotide messenger RNA. RefSeq names its product collagen EMF1-alpha-like. The transcript has 4 exons. The record is from RefSeq and is a predicted model, not a curated record. The coding region runs from base 1 to 720 and encodes 239 amino acids. NCBI's taxonomy places the organism in Eukaryota, Metazoa, Arthropoda, Copepoda, Calanoida, Temoridae.
AUGAUUUUGAGGUGGCUCGGACGAGAAAUUGUGGUUGACCUUGGAGUUAAACUAACCUCAGGACAAGUUGGAGAUAAACUAACCACAGGACAGGAUGGAGCUAAACUAACCUCCGGACAGGUUGAAGCUAAACUAACCUCAGGACAGGAUGGAGCUAAACUAAUCUCAGGAUAUGUUGGAGCUAAACUAACCUCAGGACAGGUUGGAGUUAAACUAACCUCAGGACAAGUUGGAGCUAAACGUAACUCAGGACAGGUUGGAGUUAAACUUACCGAAGAACAGAUUGGAGCUAAACUAACCUCAGGACAGGUUGGAGAUAAACUAACUACAGGACAGGUUGGAGCUAAACUAACCUCAGGAGAGGUUGGAGAUAAACUAACCUCAGGACAUGAUGGAGCUAAACUAACCUUAGGACAGGUUGGAGCUAAACUAACCUCAGGAGCGGUUAGAGAUAAACUAGCAACAGAACAGGUUGGAGCUAAACUAACCUCAGGAGAGGUUGGAGAUAUUCUAGCAACAGGACAGGUUGGAGCUAAACUAACCUCAGGAGAGGUUGGAGAUAAACUAACCUCAGGACAGGUUGGAGCUAAACUAACCUCAGGAGAGGUCGGAGAUAAACUAACCUCAGCAGAGGUUGGAGCUAAACUAGCAACAGGACAGGUUGGAGCUAAACUAACCUCAGGAGAGGUUGGAGAUAAACUAGCAACAGGACCCAUGUGA